AUGAACUGGGCAUUCCUCCAGGGCCUCCUCAGUGGAGUGAACAAGUACUCCACAGCUUUUGGCAGAGUGUGGCUCUCUAUAGUCUUCCUCUUCAGGGUGAUGGUGUUUGUGGUGGCAGCAGAGAAGGUAUGGGGUGAUGAACAGAAGGACUUUAAAUGCAACACGGCACAGCCUGGGUGCCACAACGUCUGCUAUGACCACUUCUUCCCCGUCUCCCAUGUCCGGCUGUGGGCCCUGCAGCUAAUCUUUGUCACCUGUCCCUCACUCCUGGUGGUGAUGCACGUGGCCUACAGGGAGGACCGGGAGAAGAAACACAGACUCAAGUAUGGUGAGAACUGCCACCGUCUUUACCAGAACACCGGCAAGAAGCGUGGAGGCCUGUGGUGGACCUACGUCCUCACUCUGUUCUUCAAAAUAGGUGUGGACGCCACCUUUGUUUACCUCCUCUAUCACAUCUACGCCGGCUACGACUUCCCCUCGCUCAUCAAGUGUGAGGAGAAACCCUGUCCCAACAAGGUGGACUGCUUCAUUGCUCGGCCCACUGAGAAAAGAAUCUUCACCAUCUUCAUGGUGGUCACCAGCCUGGCCUGCAUCCUCCUCUCCAUUUUUGAAAUCGUCUACCUGAUUGGUAAACGCUGCCAUGAGUGUUUCACCGGAGUCCAUCACUCUCGCCACAUUAACACCAACACAAUGUCUAGUGGAAGCACCUUGAUGGACUCCAGAACUCUGAAGCUGAAAAGCAGCCCUGACACUCCUGCACCUUCAUACAGUGUUGCAGUAUCUUGA
Scomber japonicus (chub mackerel) is the source of this 786-nucleotide messenger RNA. Its product is annotated as gap junction beta-4 protein-like. The transcript has a single exon. The coding region runs from base 1 to 786 and encodes 261 amino acids. Gene Ontology annotation, biological process: cell communication. The record is from RefSeq and is a predicted model, not a curated record. Lineage: Eukaryota; Metazoa; Chordata; Actinopteri; Scombriformes; Scombridae. Gene Ontology annotation, cellular component: connexin complex.